AAGAAAUUUGACCCGCUUUUCAAUAAAAAAACCAGUGCUACAAUAAUUUUAAUUUUCUAUACCUGAUUUUGACUUACUUGUUUGACAACGUCCCUCAUUUCCAUCAAAUUAAAUACCACCAGUGGAGAUGCACUAACUUUACCUUUCCCUUUGGUUUGGGGUUUUAGAGCCAGAUCCAGAGCCAGAUGGGGUAUUGGGAUUACAUUACCACCAUAAGCGAUUCACUCAAAAACUCUUACGGAUUCACCAAAGACGCCGUCACAAACAUUGGCAGCGUCGUGAAAGAUAACUCCGGCAAGGUCUUGACUCGCUAUGGACCCGACGAGGAAACCAAGUCUAAAAUCAUCCCCUUCGCCACUAGUGUCGCCAAAUACUCAGCUGAGGAGGGUCUCAAAUUCGUCCCAGGCGGUGUUCCCACUUAUAAUGUUUUGAAAAAAUCGAUUAAUGCUUUGAAAGAAUCGGAGGGGAAUCGAAAGGCGGAAGUAAAAAACUUGGAAGAUAAGAUAGGGUUAUUGGAGAAAGAAGUGGAAAAGGUGAAGAAAUUGGUUGAGGAAAUGGAGGGUAUGAACAAAGCUGCUUCUUUGGUUAAAAGUGAGAAAACAGAGAAUGUAGUUAGAGUUUUUAUGAUGGACGAUUUCAUGGGCAUGCAAUUCUUUAAUAGUCUUUAUGUUACGCCUAAGAAAGAAGUAAAAGCAAAGAGUGAAGCUGUUUAAUAUAUUACUGAAACUGGUAUUAUUGUAUUAUAAAAUAGAAAACUUAACUGUUAUUAUCGUGGACAAGUUCAUGGUUUAUGAUUGAUAGUAACUUUUACUUGUAUUACUGUGAACCUUAGAAGUUCAUAUAUGGUUUAUGAGGUUAUUGUAGUUUUAAAAUUGGGUUUGUUGUCUUCUCUAACAAAUGUUAUUAGAGUUCAAAACUUAUUCUAUUUAGUUUUGUGCUCUAAAAAAUUAUAGUAAAUUGUUAAAGUUCUUAGUGCA
Humulus lupulus (European hop) is the source of this 977-nucleotide messenger RNA. RefSeq lists its product as uncharacterized. Lineage: Eukaryota; Viridiplantae; Streptophyta; Magnoliopsida; Rosales; Cannabaceae. The transcript has 2 exons. Bases 186 to 713 code for a protein of 175 amino acids. The record is from RefSeq and is a predicted model, not a curated record.